UUCAGCAGGGGGCGCCAAUCUGUUAUCGUGACGUCUCCAUGACAGCAGGAAGAGGAAGUGUGUGCUGGGUUGUUUACAGUGUGUGUGGGUGUUGUUUAGCUACAGAGAAGUUGAAUUUGUCCGCAUGAUUUGUUUGCUAAGCAAUCGAAGCAGAUACGGUAUCACAGCUUGCACAGUAGUUUACUGAAAGUACGAGUUUUGGAGUUUAUUAUUUUUUUCUUAUGGCUCCAGAACGCUGUGUACGGAUUGUAUUGUUACAGUAAUUCGCUCUGUCGAUGCUGCUUGCUACCUAAAUCAAGUGCUGAUUGAAUAAAAAGCGAGUCUCCCUAUAUUAUUAAUAAUAAAAUCCCGAAUAAGGAGAAAAUAUCUCAAGCUAACAGUCAGUGAAGAUGGACGUCAGCGUCUCCGUGUCGUUCUUUCAAGACGAGCUCGCCUCUACCAUCGAGCACGCAGUGAAAGCGGCUGUAGACACCGUCUUGUGCCAAAUCACAAAAGUUGUCGGCGGCAAAUUCACUGAAUUCCGAAUGGAAAUGGCUGGAAAGGAGAAAGAGAAUGAAAGUCUGAAGCUGAGAUUGGAAAUAUCAGAGAGCGAGUUGAAAGCAGUGCGGGAAUGCAUGAACGCUGCAGAUGCAGACAUUAAACAACCUCUCAGAAACAUGAACCCCGACUGCAAUGAACAAGACUUUCAGAGGAACGAGAACCAGGGAUUAUUCAUCAGAGUUAAAGAUAAUACAGAGAGACAGACUUUCAUUGAAGCAGAUGAGGGGCUAGACGCUGUUUACACACAAGAGGGGAUCUUUGAUCAUGAACAGUGUGCAAGUUUAAUGCAGGUUACACAGCAGACGUCUUUGGAAGGUAAAGAAGCCCCAAGACUUGAGUCUGUCCACAUUAAAGAGGAGGCAACUGAACUGGAGCCUGUCCACAUUAAAGACGAGGCCUAUGAAUUUGAACUUGUCCACAUUAAAGAGGAGGCACCUGAACUGGAACCUGUCCCCAUUACAGGGAAAGUUUCUAAAGAAAAUAAACUGGAGGACAAUGUAGUUCAGCUGGGAUCUAGCCAUUGUGUUUAUUGUCCACCUGAAUUGGUCUGCAUGAAACCCAAUCAGUCUGUCUCUGAAGACACUUGUUCUAGUGUUGGAGAAGAGGGCACUGUGCUGGGGUCCAUUCAGAGGAAACGUCACACCCCUGAAGAUGGAAAGGAGGAAGGAGCAAUGCCAUGCACUAGCAGCACAACAUCAGAUAUAGGAAGACACAACUCCACUCCUGAACCCCAGGGAAAAAUGCAGUACAAGAAACACAGAGAGUCGUCACCCCCAAAUGAAUAUGUGAAGAAACUGAGAACAGAGAGCCGAUCACUUACUCUGGGUUACAUAGUGACUCCACAUCCUGAGGGUGUUAACAAUUCUGCAACCCAGGGCAACUUCAUUCCCAGACAAACUCCCCAGCAGAUUCCUUCAGAGCAGAUCUUCUAUCACUGUACUGAAUGUGGCACCAAUUUUAGUGACCUGGGAAACCUUAAAGCACACCAACAGAUUCAUAAAGAACAGACGCCCCAUCACUGUACUGAAUGUGGAAAAAGCUUCAGAUGGGUAGGUGGGCUUAUAACUCACCAGCGUAUUCACACAGGAGAGAAACCCUAUCUGUGUACUGAGUGUGGGAAGAGUUUUAUUCAGAAAUGUAACCUUCAAUCACACCAGCUAAUUCACACAGGAGAGAAACCAUUUCACUGUACUGAUUGUGGGAAGAGAUUCAGAGGUUCAAAAGACUUAAAACUACACCAGCGAAUUCACACUGGAGAGAAACCAUAUCAGUGUCCUCAAUGUGGGAAGAGUUUCAGUUGGAGAAGCAACCUUAGAAUACACCUCAGAAUCCACACAGGAGAGAAACCCUUUGAGUGUACUGACUGUGGGAAGAGAUUUGUAGAGUCAAAUAAACUAAAGAGACACCGUCGAGUUCACAGAGAUUUAGUCCGUUUGGACACUUAAAAAAACUAUUCAGUUUACAGAAUGAAAACCUCAAUCACACCAGAAUACCAAAACAGACCCAUGUGUAUCUCUGUCAGAAUACCAGCACAGACCCAUGUGUAUCUCUGUCAGAAUACCAGCACAGACCCAUGUGUAUCUCUGUCAGAAUACCAGCACAGACCCAUGUGUAUCUCUGUAAGUUUCAAUUGCAGAUAACUGUUAAAAUAAAUGAAUUAAAAAGUUUAGAAAAAGGUCAAAUCUGAAAAUUCCUGGUCUGCUAUGUAUGCAAAUUAUUAUAGAUCUAAAGCACCUACAGUGCCUAUAGAAAGUCUACACCCCCUUUCAAAAUGUUCACCUUUUGUUGCCUUAUAUCCUGGAAUUAAAAUGCAUUAGAAUAGUUUUUUUUUUCAUUUAUCUACACAUCCUACCCCACAACUUCCAAGUGAAAAAAAUAUUCUAGAAAUUUGUAGAAAAUUAAUUAAAAAUAAAAACUGAAAUAGCAUGGUUGGGUAAGUGUCCACCCCCUUUGUAAUAGCAAUCCUGAAUUAGCUCAGGUGUAACCAAUCGUCCUCAAAAUUACACACCAAGUUAAGUGGCCUCCACCUGUAUUAAAUUGUAGUGAUUCACAUGAUUUCAGGAUAAAUUCAGCAGUUUCUUUUGGUUCCCUCUGCUGGUAGUGCAUUUCAAAGCAAAGACUCAACCAUGAGCAACAAGGGACAAAGUUGUUGAAAGGCACAGAUCGGGAUGGGUAUAAAAACAUAUCAAAGGCCUUGAAUAUCCCUUGGAGCACGGUCAAGACGAUUAUUAAGAAGUGGAAGGUGUAUGGCACCACCAAGACCCUGCCUAGAUCAGGCCGUCCCUCCAAACUGGAUGACCGAGCAAGAAGGAGACUGAUCAGAGAGGCUACCAAGAGGCCAAAGGCAACUUUGCAAGAGCUACAGGCUUUUAUGGCCAAGACUGGUCAAAGUGUGCAUGUGACAACAAUAUCCAAAGCACUCCACAAAUCUGGCCUGUAUGGUAGGGUGGCAAGAAGGAAGACAUUACCAAGAAAGCCCACCUUGAAUCCCGUUUGAAGUAUGCAAAAAAACACUCGGGAGAUUCUGUUGCCAUGUGGCAAAAAGUUUUGUGGUCUGACGAAACAAAAAUGGAACUUUUUGGCCUAAAUGCAAAGCGUUAUGUUUGGAGCAAACCCAACACAGCGCAUCACCCAAAGAACACCAUCCCUACUGUGAAGCAUGGUGGUGGCAGCAUCAUGUUAUGGAGAUGUUUCUCAUCGGCAGGGACUGGGGCACUUGUCAGGAUAGAAGGGAAAAUGAAUGGAGCAAAGUACAGAGAAGUCCUUGAGGAAAACCUGCUGCCCUCUGCAGGAAAGCUGAAACUAGGACGGAAGUUCACCUUUCAGCAUGACAACGACCCAAAGCACACAGCCAAAGCUACACUGGAGUGGCUAAGGAACAAAAAGGUAAAUGUCCUUGAGUGACCCAGUCAGAGCCCCGACCUAAAUCCUAUUGAAAAUGUGUGGCAUGACUUGAAGAUUGCUGUCCAUCAACGCUCCCCAAGGAACUUGACAGAGCUUGAACAGUUUUGUAAAGAAUGGUCAAAUAUUGCCAAAUCUAGGUGUGCAAAGUUGGUAGAGACCUAUCCCAGCACUCACAGCUGUAAUUGUUGCCAAAGGUGCUUCCACCAAGUAUUAACUCAGGGGGGUGACUUAUCCAAUUAUGAUCUUUCAGUUUUGUAUUUUUAAUAUAUAAUUUUUUUCUCAAUAAACCUUUUUCCCCCUUAACAGUGUGGAGUAUGGUGUGUAGAUAAGUGGAAAAAAAUCCUCAUUUAAAUGCAUGAAACUCUGAGGCACUGACACAACAAAAUGUGAAAAAAGUUCAAGGGGGUGUAGACUUUCUAUACGCACUGUAUAUGAUGUGAGAUCAGUGUGUGAAUAUACUGCAGCAAUCAUGGAAAAGCAGCAGGUGUCCCUGUAACCGGCUUAUUCCUCAGUGCAGCGGCUGCAUUGACCGACGUGCCUAUCAGCACAGUCCUGGGAGUUCAUGGAAUAGCAAGAUUUGCAGAAAGACAUCAGCAGGAAGCUAUACCUGCAGCAUACAGACAUGUGUCAUGCAUUGCGAUAAGUAGGGCCCUGUGUUUUAAAUGACGUUUUUAUAAUUUAGUAGUCGGCAAUUGUUUUUUGAUCAUUUUCUCCCGUUUGGAAUAGCCAAUUAUUUUUAGGCUCAGCUCACCACUACCACCCCGCGCUGACGCGAGUGGCGAAGACGAACACACGCGUCCUCCGAAGUGUGCCGUUAGCCGACCGCUUUUUUUUCACACAGACUCUCCAUGCAGCCACCUCAGAGCUACAGCGUCGGAGGAUAAUGCAGCUCUGGGCAGCUUACAGGCAGAUUAGACUACAGGGCCAGACUACAGGGGUCACUGGUGUGCGGUGAGCUGAGGACACCCUGGCUGACCUAAGAGCCCCCCCCCGGGUGGGGCUCGGUCAAUUGUGCGCCGCCCCCUGGGAGCUCCCGUCCACAGUCAGCAGUGGAAUAGCCUGGACUCAAACCGGCGACGUCCAGUCUAUAGGGCGCAUCAUGCAGUCCACGCGGAGCGCCUUUACUGGAUGCGCCACUCGGGAGCCCCAGUGACUUGUUUUUUUAACCUGUAAUUUAGUCCUAAAGACACAAGAUGUCGAUAUUACCUCCACUGUAAGCCACAUAAUGAGAAAUCAUUAAACAGUCAUCUCUUUAUGCUACUUUAACCAUUUUAAUUUGUCAUGCCAUUACUGCAAAGUAUGUAUUUGCAGAUUAAUAAACAGAACGCUGUAGACGGCUACUGAUAUGCAUUUUACCCCUUACAUCCCUGUGAACACAUAGAACAGGAUUUUAAAAGAGGGUUUUUUUCAAUAUUAUUUCAUACAACUCAAAAGUGUAAAUACAUUAUUUAUAGGUUUUAAUUUACCAGAAUACUUUUACGUAAAUCGUUUUGUAAAAACAAAAUUAUAAUAAUUUCCUUUAUGUGCAUCUCAAUAGGCGCAAAUGUGUAUUUAGUCAACAGAAGGUAAGAUACUGUUUUUUUAAUGGAUUUCCCUAUUCUGGCACUGAUCUCUGAACAGUAUAGAUAAUAUAACCAUUUAUUGGAAACUGGGCAUUUGAUAGAUUAUGUAAAACCUGUAAACUGUGUAUUUCUUCUGUGUUUUGUUUUCAUUUGUUUUGUUCUUUGAAUAUAAUGUAAAAAAGUUGUUCAUAAAGCACCCAUGAGUGUUGCUUAUGUUUGCAUGAAAGACAGAAACAAACACUUCUCAAUCCUUGUGCAUUAUAUUUUGCUAUUAAACUUAAGCAUCGUCA
Molecule: messenger RNA, 5296 nt
Organism: Acipenser ruthenus (sterlet)
Lineage: Eukaryota; Metazoa; Chordata; Actinopteri; Acipenseriformes; Acipenseridae
Product: zinc finger and SCAN domain-containing protein 2-like
Exons: 3
Coding region: 390-1985 (531 amino acids)
Biological process (GO): regulation of transcription by RNA polymerase II
Molecular function (GO): RNA polymerase II cis-regulatory region sequence-specific DNA binding; DNA-binding transcription factor activity
Source: RefSeq, a predicted model, not a curated record